CUUCAAGGUUUUACCCUCAGAUAGACACAACAGCUGCCUGUCCCUUUAAGACGAUGUGUUGAGGAGUUCACGUCGGGGUCACUAGAAGUUCCUGCCCUCGAUUUUACCUUUUAGUUUUAUUAUAGACUGACAUCACACGGGGCGCUAAAACACUUAAGGCGCACAGAGGCUCCAUUAUCAUCUCGGUCCGCGUUAUUGAGCAGACUAAAAAAUAGCUAAGGAAAUUUAGGAAGACAGAAAAAAAGGGAGAAAAAAUAGGAAAAUUAUGCUGGUGUAAGCACGUUUGCGAGUAUAUACAUAUAUAUAUAUGUCUGAGUUUUUUUUUCUUUAAGAAGAAGGAAGAGAGGAGGGGCAGCGAGAGACUGGGAGGAAAAAAGUGGGUGGGAGGGAGGACGGACCCAAGGAGCGAGAAGAAAUUCAUAUCAAUUAAUAAUCAUAAAAAAAGAAAAGAGAGAGAGAAAGCUGGCAGACGCGUUCGGAAAACUGGCAUGGGUUUUUGGAGGCUGGCAGUUUAACGCUGAAACGUCAGAUAUGACUCCCAGAUACUGCUGAGAUGAUCAUUAAGGGAGACUUAGAUCGGAUGGCAGAAGACAUCGGGCAUGCAGGUGGUGGACUGAAGACAAUGCUGGAUGCCAUGGAUGUUCCAAGUCAUGCUAGGGAUCUCCUCCUGCAGCUUAACAGCCAACGCACCAAAGGCUUUCUGUGUGAUGUCAUUAUUGUGGUGCAGAACGCCCUCUUCAGAGCUCACAAGAACAUUCUGGCUGCCAGCAGUCACUACUUGAAGUCCUUGGUGGUCCAUGACAAUCUCAUCAACCUCGACCACGAGAUGGUGAGUCCAGCGGUCUUCAGGGUAAUCCUGGACUACAUCUACACGGGGCGCCUCAAUGAAGGAGACCCCACCUCCUCCACUGAACCCAAUCUAGGCGCUGUCUUGGCAGCAGCCAGCUACCUGCAGCUGCUCGACUUGGUGGCUUUGUGCAAAAAGAAGCUGAGAAGAAAUGGGAAGUAUCCUCCCCGUCCAGGUCCUGCAUUUCUACCUUACCCAAAGAUGGGGCCCAGCGGCAUGGGUUUAGGAGUUGGAGGCAGGUAUAGGGUAUCUACCCCCGUGAUUCAGUCCUGUCCUCCUGGGGGAAUUCUUAAUACGCCCCGAGCACCGUCACUGGAAGAGCUGGUUCCCCAUCGAAUAACCAUUCAUAGCGGUGAGCUGUAUGCUCCCAUUUCCAACCAGACCUCUCAGGUGUUCCCUUCUCUGCCUGCCCAGCUGGUACGCACUCCCCACUCCGAUAGGAACUGCUCCCCCAGCUUUGGCCUCGAUCUUUCUAAAAAAAGCCCCACCUCCCAGUCCCAGCUCACACCCUCUCAAACCCAUCUGGCGAACAGUCACAGCAAUGAGGAGCGGGAUGGGACUUUAAGUGGAGCCACUAGUCCCAUUCCAGGGACAAAUGGGAGAGCCUUUGUGUCAGAAAAAAUGGAGUCUGCUGACCAGGCAAGUUCCCUUACACCUCCACCUUUUAGCCACCUAAACCAGCCUUUAGCCCCCCACCUCCCUCAUCUGCCCCGCUCAGGUUCCCAAGGGACAGAUCGCUAUGCAUGCACCGGCAGCCCUGAAACCCCGACAGAAGGCGGAGAGGCAGGAAGAGAUAUGAGAAACAUCUACCGCUGGGUGAAACACGAGCCACUGCCAUACGCCGGCGAAGAUGAGGACGAGGAUGAUGACGAAGAGGAAGGGGGUGAGAAUGGAGACCAGCAUCACAACCAUCACAAGCCAGGGGAAGAGAGCGAAGGAGUAGACGACAAAAGUGGCUCUGGCACGGAGGAGACAGGCAGCAGCGAGGGCCGCCCGUCCCCUACCGGACCACUUGGGAGAUUCCACAUGCCGUAUGAGCCGGAAAGCUUCGGGGACAACUUGUACGUUUGCAUUCCCUGCGACAAGGGCUUCCCAAGCUCAGAGCAGCUCAAUGCACACGUGGAGACGCACACAGAAGAGGAGCUGUAUGUCAACUCCGGUGGGGAAAUGGGGAACAGUAAUAACAGCAAUAACAGUUUAACCAAAGGCAUGGGAGGUAACGCAAACGGUUAUGGAAGCCUCAACAGCAGCAACGCGCCAAACAGUAUGUCCCACCUGGAGACCAAAUCUGACCAGGGUCUGAAUUCAGGAACCAUCGGGGAGAUGAUCAGACCUUAUCGCUGUUCCAACUGCGACAAGUCUUACAAAGAUCCAGCCACCUUGCGCCAGCACGAGAAGACCCACUGGCUGACGCGGCCUUACCCCUGCAGCAUCUGUGGCAAGAAGUUCACACAGCGUGGCACCAUGACGCGCCACAUGCGCAGCCACCUGGGCCUCAAGCCUUUCGCCUGCGAUUCCUGCGGGAUGCGCUUCACCCGCCAGUACCGCCUCACCGAGCACAUGCGUAUCCACUCCGGAGAGAAGCCCUACGAAUGUCAGGUGUGUGGCGGGAAGUUCGCCCAGCAGCGCAACCUCAUCAGCCACAUGAAGAUGCACAGCGGUGGGGGAACUGCCGGGGGCCUGACGGCAGAUGGGAAACUGAAGCUUGACUUUGCAGAGGGCAUUUACCCCCUGAGCAAGUAUGCAGCAGAGCACCUGGGGCUGAAGCAGGAGAAGGCAAAUGAGCUUCUCAUUCAAGCGCAGCAGCAACUGGUGGCAGAUGCCAAGGCCAUAGAAAGCCUCUACCCACUCAGCAAGCUGGCGUCGGAGCAUCUAGGCCUCACCCACGACAAGAUGGACAUCAUAAGCCAACCACUGCCCCCUCCUCCACAAUCAAUCUCUGACAGUCGAACCAUUGAUCGCUACUCACCCAGCUAAGACAAUUGAUAUUCCUAGGUGGCAAUCACAGACAAGUCUGCGUGCACUCACAGUUUGCAGUAUUCAAAAGCCAUUCACCUCAACUCCAUAUCUUCCUCUGCACCUCAGACUCAGGCCAAGUGGAACUGGUCUGCUCAUGCACACCCAAAAUGCGUAGAACUGUAAGUGCCUUUCUUUGCAUCUAAUGUGUCUUUUUAAGUCCUUCAUAAAGGAGCUCUUCUUUCUGUGACCAAAGGACACUCAUUGUAAAGAACUUCAGUAUAUUUGUACAGUCUAUGCAAAGAAACCUUUGUUUUUUUUAUUAUUUCAGCCAUUGAGCCAUAGUGACUAAGUCAAAACCAAAAUGAAUUUCUUUUAUUUAUUUUUUGUAUAUGAUGAAAUCCAAAGAAAACAUGUUGCAAAGAGACUUUGCAGUCUGCACCCUAAACCUGUGUACUAUUAAUCUAUGUGUAAAACGAAAGACAAAGCACAUAAGGAACAGCAUUCAGGGUUGUAAAGACCUGAGCAGAACUUUUACCACACGAAUAAGCAAGUCACCUGGAUCUUUUGUACAAUCUUGGGGUACGGGAUACUUUGUGUGUCUGGAUUCAUGCUUUCGCUCCCCCUCUAUGUGAAGUUACCAAAACGUAAAGGCCUUACUCUUUGACUUUUCGCCUCACUCCCCCCCACCCCCGGGUGUUCGUGUGGGUAAAUGCUCAUCCUUUAUGUGACAGCAGUGGUGGCUUAAUCAGCUUUACACCCAGCUCUCAACCACUCAUGAGCUAAAACUUCCUCGGCAGUGUGACAAAUGGACCUUAGCUUUCAGCUGUUUGGAAGAUGCAGUUUAGCAAAGCCCUGUGAUCUCAUAAGUGGGACACGAUUGCACAUACCCAGCUGAUGACACACUAAUCCCUGUUCAAUGACGAGCGCCUCUCCGACUCAUGGGUGUUGGUUUACGCUUUUGUAGAAACAGCUCGGUGAGGAGGAGGAGGCCGAGGCUGCAUUGGUGAUGAAGAACUCUGUCAUUUACCGACAGAAGUUGUUUAUAGGUCAGUAAUAGGGUGACAAUUGAGGGUGGAGGAGGCAGUGGUCAAGGGCCUUGUUGUGGACACUUCUUUACCAGGAUCAAGGUAAACAAAGGUUUACACAAAAUGUUUUUUUUACUUAAACAUUCGCAACAGUUUAAUUUACUCCUAAGAGAUGUGAUCACCAGAGUGAUCAGAGAUCUUUCAUUAUCGUUAAUCUCUGAUAUCGUUACUCAAUAUUAGAAUAUAAUGAGAACUGUCAUACUGGCUGAUGGCGACUUCAGUCUAUAAUCAUCCCUCCUAUUUGUUGAUGUGGCCCCUUGCCUUAAAGCACUCUACUAACUUGGAGGGAGGUUCACUUUGCACACAACAGGCUGCUAAUCUGUCAGCAACACGAUCGGAAGAAAGCAGUCUGUCGUGACUCUUCCCCCGAAAGCUGGUGGGUGAGCAGCCCUCCCCAGCUGCUAUGCUCCAGUAAAUCCCUGUGAAAUCCCACUUUCUCCUGGACAAUUCGCACUCGCUUACCAGCAUGAUGUCCCAUUUCACGCCUGCCAUCUCGCUCCUGUGAUCGACUAUUAAAUGUUACAUCCAAGCCCAGCAAGUGUCUCUUGGCCCCACCUCUCUGCCUCGCUCAAACCAAAGUUUGAAAUAAAUGACAUUUCUUUCCUGACCAAGAGUUCUUCCAACUUGAAAAACACAAAGAGCACUUAAAAUGUUGUGGUUUGAAGGCACAUUUUUGUCUGCAAAUCUUUCUGCCAAAGAACAUGUUGGCCUCUUUUUUUUUUUCUUCUUCUUCUUUUCAUAGUUACUAGUCCUUGAUUUAGAUUAGAAAAAAUUGACCACUAUAGUGCCAACGCCAACCUCUGGAGGUGAAUGUGAAGACUAAAGCCAUAAAUACACUGUGAUAGUUAUUCUGAAAGCCUUAAAGGAAAAAUAAAUAGUGCCUCACUUGUGAAAAUGUCUUUUUUUAAUGUAACGAUAAUUUAAGGGCUUCUCUUCUGGUAGCAUAUGAUCAUAUCACACAUGUUUUAUCUUGUAUCUUCUGUUCUUUUCUUCUUAUUGAUUUGUGGUGCACAUAAAAAAAAAAUCCCCCCCAAAAAAAAAAAACGAAAAAAAAAAAAAAAUGGUGCUUACCUCAGGACUGAACCCAACUAAGCUUUUGUAAACCUUUGCUCAAAAAUAUCGACCCCUAUCACAGAUACACUUUUUUAUUCUUUGCUAAUGGGGUACCAUUCCCCGUUUUAAACCUGUGUUUUUUUUCUUGUGUUUAGACGUAACAUUUUUUAAUAGUUUUAUGCGAAAGAGAUGACAUAUGAUGUUAUGUUUUGCUUUUCAUGUACAGUUUCUGUUACGUCAUCCUCGAAGAGGCUUCUGUUUGACAUGUUUUUAUCUCUACACCAUUAGAGGCUGUAAAUGUUUGUGAUUUUUUUAAUAACUGGGUAUACACGGUUUGCAUUGUUAUUCUUUUCUUUAUUUUUUUUUUUUACUUUUUUUUUAACCGCAUGUACGGCGAUAUUUAGGUGACAAGUGCUGUGUUUUGAAAUAUCUCCCCCACCCACAAGAUGUGAUGCCUCAUCAGCACUUCCUUAAACAGACUGGCAGUGUGUCGGAAACUAACCUCACGUUGCUCGGCUCCCUUUUCUCCUGAAGAUGGUGAACUUUUAACACGAGCCAGGCAGAGGUUGAGCUUGCUCAGAGGCACGCAGGAAGUGGGCUUGUUUUUUGUCGCCCGAUGCUUAAAGUUUAGCGCGGUGAUGAAAAAGUAUAAAACAACUGCUUGAAGCUCAAAGGGCACUUACUGGUUGAAAGAACAUGCUCCAUGUGCAUGUGUCGUAAAAAGUAGGAACAAGCGGAUGUGAGUCGUGGGAAUUUGAGGCUCCUUGCUUUCUCUCAUUCACGAGCUCAAGUGAAAAUCGAAUUCCUUGCCAGCGCCACCGAAAUAACAUGAUACGUUUCCACUUCAAAUCUGUGCUGAGGGGAAACGGAAAGAUAAUGCGUGAAUCUUUUUUACUUUGGAAUAUGUGCCAUUUGAAAUUGGCUUCAUUGCAUUAACGUGUACAACAGGGCAGGGCCGAGAGCAUCUAUAGGAAGGGGGAAAUAUUUGCUUGUCUGUUUGUUGGCCACCAUGCUAUCUGAGUGUAAGAUGGGCUGUUUAAUGCAUGUCCUGGGAAUAGCGUUGGUGUGAAGGAGAGGAGCCGAGGAGCAGGAAGUGAACUUUUGGCUGGUGCGGUGCGCUGAGCAGGAUGUGCCGUGUGUUUCUGCUCACAAACAGAUAUGGUGAGGGACAGAAGCAGGGAGAGCGCAGCAGGGUGGACGUGAGCCAUUGUCUCAGUAAGAAAGCCUGCUCGUACUUCUAAAACCCUAAAUUCAGUACACGAGUGGACUGUAUCUUCUCUGUUCCUUCCUCUCAUUGCUCUUUGGGAAUGAACUUCUGUUCAGUGUCACAGUGAUUGUGGGGCUUUAGGGGCUGCACAGGGACCCUGGCUUGAGGAUGAGAUGGUUUUAUUUCAUUUUUUUUUUAGCUUAUCUUUACCGACACGGGCAAGGUUUGUUGUGUUGCAACCAGAAACUUUAAUAUAUUUUAUUGCAGAAGUGGAAUGAAGGGAGUGUGUGGUUUUCAACAUUUUUCACAAAUACAAAUCUUAAAAGUGUGGCAUGCAUUUGUCUUCAGUCCCCUUGAGUCACCAGUUUUGUUUUCUAUUCACAGCCUGUUUGAUCUUAUUUCCAUACAAGCUCAAGCUCAGUCAAAUUGGUUAGGGAGAGAGUCUGUGCAGAACAGUUUACAUAAGUAUUACCCACAGAUCCUCAAUUAGGGUUUUGUUUGGACUGGGCCAUUUUUAACACUUAAAUAUGCUUUGAUCUAAGCCACUUCAUUGCAGCUUUGGACUGUUAUCUUGACCAGGCCUAAGUCUUUUGCAGCCUAACUUUUUCCAUAAUUGUCCUGUCUUAAGCCUUGUCUACCCCAUUGAGUCUGAGCAUGUUAUCUGUCCCUGCUAAAAAAAAAAAAAAAAAGCAUUCACGCAACAUGAUGCUUCCAUAACUGUAGGGGAUAUUUUUACCUGGUUAUUUCUUCAUCAGAAAGUUGAAGAAAGAAAGAAAGAAAAAGAAAGAAUGAAGAGCUGAACUGUAUUUUAUUUAUGGGUGUCAGCAUAAAGGGACCAAAUACAAAUGCACACUACAAUGCUUGGAUUUUUAUUUGUAAAAAUGUUUUCAGACUAUGCAAACUUUUCCUUCCAUGUCACAAUUAUGCACUACUUCAGGUUAAUCUGUCAGAUAAAAUCCCCUUUAAGUACAUACAAUGUUGUGGUUGUAACAGGACAAAACGUAAAAAAGUUCAAGGGAUGUGAAUGGUUUUGUGUGGCACUGUAAACAUUUUUUAAUGUUGCUCCAAAAGUAAAAUGUAAAUCAGCAAUAAAAAUGUAGGCUUAUUUGUUUUUAUUUCAUAGCUGUCUAAUUUAGUCAGUCAAAUUAAGAGUUUUCUUUCAAUUUACUGACAUAGCCCCAUGGGAUUUUUUUUUUUUGCCAUGCGCCUUCAUUAAAGUUAUUCAGAUGACACACCAAUUGAAAAAAAAAACAAAAAAAAACCCAGGUUCAUCAUAAAGGCUUAGAUUAAAAUGUUUUAAAAAUCAUUUAAUAGGUUCUUAAAAAAACAACUUGUACUCAGAUGAAAAAAGAUAAUGAAAAAGUACUGGUGAAAGUUUUAUAGUGCCAAGGCUUUAAGUUAAAAAGAUGGCUUUUAAAAUUUUUUUUUAUAAAAAAAAAAAGUUUCUCUACCAGCAGAACAGGAAAAGAUUAUGCGACAAGAUGAGUUGUUUGAGGCUCUUUCCGCUGUUCAACUUUUAUUAGAUUUUACUGUGUAGACUAAAAUGACUGAAGCCCUUAGCAGACAUGACGAUGUAAAAAAAUAAAAUAAAGUAUAUAUAUCAUUUUUGUGACUCUCACCAGUCGAACUGUGAAACCAAUUAUAUCCGGUAAAUUGUGACAGGGCUGUUUGUUUCUAAUUGAAUUCAUGGUUAAAUGUACACUGGUAAAAUGAAACGUUAGAAAUAAACCAAUACAAUUGCUUUAACAAUGUGCAUACCUUUUAUUUGCUUAGAUUGUAAUCUGUAUGUCUAAGUAGAAAUAAUAUAGAUUUAUGAGCAAAGAGGCCCUUAAAGUUAAUUAAAUUGUGAUGCAUUUUAAAAAUAUACCUAGCUGGAUUAAUUGAAUUUUACCUAAUUGAGAUCAUGUUACUCCUCUGGUUUUCCUCACAUGCAAAACAAACAAGGAAAAAAAAGACAAAAAAAAAGUUAUUAGCGCACACUAGGUUUGACAUUUAUUCUAAGGUGGCAUGUAAACUGUUCCUUUACAGCUAUAGAUGUUCACCAGUAACAAAUGCUAGAGGGCUAACAAACUCAACUUGCUAGCCAAUUUUACUUUAUCAGCCGUGUCGCUAAACUAUCUUAAGCUGGAUGCAGAAUUUUUGAUUGUAUUCUAUGAAGCUGACACAAUAAAUCUCUUCCUAAACAGCCACAGCUAAGAUGUGCUGUCCAUUAGCUACGACUGCAUCAGGGCUUAGAGGUUAAACCCUUGCUCCAACACAAAAACCUUCUCAGUCACAAUUAUCCAAUGAUGAUAAAAAAAAUUAAAUUUAGGUUUUCCCACUGAACAAAACUAUAUUUGUAAUAUCAAACAUUACAUUUACUCACUAAAAAGUAUAUUACUAGAUAAUAUUUAAACCUUACAAACGUCCUUUUUAUAAUGCAUGCAAAGUCAUGCUGUUACAAUAAUCCUGUCCUAUUUAGAGCCCUAACAGAUAUAAAAAUCCAUUAAUUAUUAAAUCACCCCAUAUUGAUUAACUUCACUAUGUGUAAGAUUAUUGGACGCAUUUACGUAAUGCACCUGUCCAACUACAUGUCAUGCCUGGCCCAUUGCUCAGCAGCGUGAAGAACAAAUCCAAUAUUUGACACUUUCAAGAGUCUUUAUUACAAGCAGCUGCUUUCGAUUUAUUUCCUUCAAACUGCCCUUUCCUUGGAAUAAAGGGAAUCGCUGUAUUGUGAUAUUUAAGUAAAAACAACAACUUUAUUAUACUUAAAAACUUUCUCAAGAAGUCCCACGACCACCCUCCCUCUGGCACUUUGCGUCCAUUGCUCUCCUCCUCCUCUUCCUCCCGCCGGCGCACAGCUUGGCUCCGCUGCCCUUUUCCCCUCACUGAGCGCAGCUUCCCUCUUCACCUCGCUCUGCCCUCCUCCUCUCCCGUUAUCCGCUUAACUUCCAGCUGUUUUUUUAUGCAGAGGACGACCGUUGUCUAAAUGUUUACGUGAAGAGCUAUUUUCUUUUUCUCUUGGCCCUGAUCGAUUUCCAAAAACGAACUUCGAGGUAUGUUUAAAGAAAGUGCAAACUGAUGGGCCAAAAAAGAAAAGUAUCUGACACUGUUAUUACGUUCGGAUUUUAAGCCAAGAAACGGCGUAGUAAAGGGAAGAUUAAAGACAGCGGAUUGUUGUAGAGGAAAUGCGGAAUAAUGCGAGGGGAAAUGUUCAGGGGGAAAAUAUGCUCAGAAAGAUGCCAGUAAAGUAAACAUGUUUGAAAUUGCACAAUUGAGUCGCGCCUUGGCUGCACCAGCCAAGUCAUGCGCUGAGAUGGAGAGAACGAGUAAAAGGAGAAGGGUUGAGAAUAAUAAAGAAAGAGAAAAAGAGAAGAAAAAGUAGUUUGUGCUUGAUGGUCAGAAAUGCCUUUGAGGUUACCGUGAAGAUUUCUCUUUUUUUUUUUUUUGCCAUUUCAUUGUCGAUUGCAGCAACUCUUAUCAGGUUCUUGAAAUGAUUGUUCAUGCCGUUGUGUCUUCCUAGAUGGCGUUCUUUUCAGGAUGAGCAAUUAGCUCCCAGUCAAGGCAGAAACAACAAAGUGCACUUCGUAGUUGGACAGUGGAAGGGUUUGUGCUCGCACGUCAGUUUGCAUCUGUUCAGCUGCAUCGGAUGGAUAAAAACCAUGAAUGUUGGCUUAAUGCUGUUCAUGCAUACAGCAUGCAGCUUCUAAGGAGUUUAAACUCAAAGACAAAGAAAAAGGACAAAAACAAGCAGGAAUUUGGAGGAUUUUAUCUUUCAACACACAGACACACACACACACACACACACACACAGCUGGCUGGCAGACGGCUGCACCAGAUUAGGUCAGAUUUAAUUAGGUUGCCCUGCUCUGUUUGGUGUGUCACUUCUUGUUGAAAAAGCCAUUUUUAAAGAGAAUGUACUCCAAUGACAGAUUCCAGUCCAACCUGUGCCAAAAAAAAAAAAAAAAAAAAAAAUCCAACAAAGCCUCAGGGUUCGUCAUGCAAAAAGCAUCUAUGCUGGUUUAGAAAAAAAAACAUUUUGUGUUGGUAUGGUAGGUUACAAUCUAAUGUAGCUCACAUAGAAACUUAUGGACGCGAAAGUUCGACAGUAACGCAAUGCGACAAGCAGACGGUAGUUGCUGCAAAAAGUUGGAAAAGCACACACUUUAAUGCACGCAUUACAGCUUUAGAAAGGAAAUUAGUUUUUUAUUUUUUUUUGCUGGGUCUUUAAUUGGAUCUUAUUGCAGCAAAAGUUCACGAAACACGACCAGACUCCCAACAUUUUCUUCUGUUUUGUCAUAGUUUUGCAACAGCACAUACUGUACCAUGCAGACAAAUAAAAGCAAUACUUUAAACCAAACAGUAUUUUU
This is a messenger RNA of Fundulus heteroclitus (mummichog), 10500 nucleotides long. It is a transcript of the gene hic1, whose product is annotated as hypermethylated in cancer 1. The transcript has 2 exons. Lineage: Eukaryota; Metazoa; Chordata; Actinopteri; Cyprinodontiformes; Fundulidae. Bases 554 to 2824 code for a protein of 756 amino acids. Gene Ontology annotation, molecular function: DNA-binding transcription factor activity, RNA polymerase II-specific; RNA polymerase II cis-regulatory region sequence-specific DNA binding; protein binding. Gene Ontology annotation, cellular component: nucleus. The record is from RefSeq and is a predicted model, not a curated record. Gene Ontology annotation, biological process: regulation of transcription by RNA polymerase II.